AUGAAGCACAUUGCCAGCAUCACGACCGCAGCGGCCCUGCUAGGAGAGGUCUUAGCAGCGACCAGUGGCAAGUUGAACGUCCUGUCAAUGAACGUCGCUGGGCUACCCGAAUUUCUGCAAGACAACGAGGUUCCCGGAGACAAGACAACCAACUCCGGGACUAUUGGCUCAAAGUUCGCAGAGUACGGAUAUGACAUUAUUCAUGUUCAGGAGGACUUCAACUACCACGCCUACAUUUAUGACACGGACACUCAUGAAUACCGUACGGCUACAUCGGGUGGAGUGCCUUUUGGCUCCGGCCUGAACACCCUUGCAAACUACGACUGGGUGGACUUCACCCGCAUUAAGUGGGCAACCUGCUCCGACGCCUCCAGCAACGACUGCUUGACACCUAAAGGUUUCACCUUCAUGAGGGUGCAAAUCGAUGACGGCGUUUUCGUCGAUGCCUAUAACCUGCACACCGAUGCAGGUACUGAAGAUGGCGAUGAGACGGCUCGUAAUGCCAACUUGGAACAGGUCGCCAGCUAUAUCGACACCUGGAGCAUCGGCAAUGCUGUUCUCGUCUUUGGCGACACAAACAGUCGGUACACUCGUACCGCUGACAACAUUACCGUCUUCAGCAAGCAAAAUGGCUUGACGGACGCUUGGGUGAAGCUGAUCAAGAACGGAGUCCCACCAACGACUGAGAUUCUUUGUGAUAACCCCAGUUUGGUCAACACUUGCGAAACAGUUGACAAAGUAUUUUACCGUGGAAGUUCUGUCGUUUCUCUCGAUGCUACUUUAUUCAACUAUGAAAGUAGCAAGUUCUUGCAAGCCAAUGGUAGCAUUCUUUCAGAUCAUAAUCCAAUCACUGCGAGCUUCAGUUGGACUUCGAGCUCCUCCCUGCGCCAAUCCAACUUCUGGGGAGGUAAUUACGGUGCCUGGUUCAGCGACGUGCCAAAGCUUGCGAGCAAGACCAAGCCCAAGGCUGCGGUGUUGACUUUCCGGGGCGCCAGCCGCCUCGAUAGCGUGGGCCUAACCCUGACGGACGGCACUGUCUUCACGCAUGGCGGAACAGGCGGCACUGCAGCUACACUCACGCUGGGCAGCAGCGAGUAUUGGACAAGCGCACAGUUAUGCCAGGGCCAGAAAAGCAACGAGACGCGCAAUUUUUACAUCAAAGCCACGACCAGUACUGGACAUACUUUGUCAGCCGGAACUUCGACCGCGGAUUGCACGACAUUCACAGCGCCAAGUGGGUGGCAGAUCGUGGGGUUUGUUGGCCAGGACGGUGAUGAAAUAGACCAGCUUGCUUUUGUGUUUGCACCUCAAUAG
This is a messenger RNA of Truncatella angustata, 1314 nucleotides long. Its product is annotated as endonuclease exonuclease phosphatase family protein. NCBI's taxonomy places the organism in Eukaryota, Fungi, Ascomycota, Sordariomycetes, Amphisphaeriales, Sporocadaceae. Bases 1 to 1314 code for a protein of 437 amino acids. The record is from RefSeq and is a predicted model, not a curated record. The transcript has a single exon. Gene Ontology annotation, cellular component: cytoplasm. Gene Ontology annotation, molecular function: sphingomyelin phosphodiesterase activity.